Molecule: messenger RNA, 2110 nt
Organism: Lycium ferocissimum
Lineage: Eukaryota; Viridiplantae; Streptophyta; Magnoliopsida; Solanales; Solanaceae
Exons: 13
Coding region: 223-1818 (531 amino acids)
Biological process (GO): GPI anchor biosynthetic process
Cellular component (GO): endoplasmic reticulum
Molecular function (GO): hydrolase activity
Source: RefSeq, a predicted model, not a curated record
UCAAGAUUCAACAUCUAACUAAACAUUGUCCAAACGGGAAAAGAAAAGAAAAAUAAAAAAUUAAUCACCAUUGACUGGAAAGUCACACGUAGCUAAAAGUCUAACAUCAAGUCAAGUGUAAAACAAGAAACUUCUUCACUUCUCUCUGUACAUCAUUUUUAUUUGGGAUCUACAACAUACUUGAACGAGAUGGAAGUAAAGAACACAAAUUGAUGAGCUAAGAUGUUGAAACUAGCAGCUUUCUUAAGCCUUGUUUGGGCAUUGACUCUUCUCUAUGGAGAAAUGUUUGCAUUUUGGGUCCCUUUUCUUUCUUGUUCUUGGCCUCACCUUCAUUCUUCAAAGACGGAUGGAAUAGAUCAUCAACGUGACUAUGUAAAAAUUGCUGUUCUGACUGAUCCUCAGCUCAUGGAUAGAACCUCUCUUCGUCUUGCCCCGAAAUCCCUUGCACUUGAAGCUGCUCAGUUCUAUACAGAUUUGUAUAUGCGCAGGGCAUUCCAUUCAUCUAUUUUACCUUCCAAACCUGAUAUUAUUCUGUUCCUAGGUGAUUAUUUUGAUGGUGGGCCUUUUCUGUCUGAUGAAGAAUGGCAGGAAUCCUGGAGCCGGUUUAAGCAUAUUUUUGACAUUGAAAUGCUUGAGCAAACUACAAACAUAAAGCUGUACUACCUUGCUGGAAACCAUGAUAUAGGGUAUGCAGCUUUUCACUCGCAUAUGCCAGAGGUUAUCAAACGUUAUGAGAAAGCAUUUGGUGCGAGGAACUAUCAAUUUACAGCUGGGAAAGUAGAUUUCAUAGCCAUUGACGCGCAAACCUUGGAUGGGCAUCCGCAAAACAAUGUAACCCCUGCCACAUGGAAUUUUGUCAAAAAUGUCUCUAAGCAUCCAUCUUCGAAUCCAAGGGUUCUAUUGACUCAUAUUCCACUAUAUCGGCCAGAUCUAACUGCAUGUGGUCCAUAUCGUUCAUCAUCAAUUAUUAAUCAGAGAAUCAACCGGGCUGCUUUUGAUAAUGAAAUAUUAUAUCAAAACUACAUUACUGAAAAUGGAACGAAUGGCCUGCUUGACUCGAUCAAACCUGCACUAAUUCUCUCUGGGCAUGACCAUGAUCAGUGUACAGUGAUCCACAAGUCCAAAUAUGGUUCUGUAAAAGAGCAUACUCUAGGGACCAUAAGCUGGCAGCAGGGAAAUUUAUUUCCAUCUUACAUGCUAUUAUCUGCAAGUAAUCUUAUCUUAGCGGACGGAUCAAUGCCAGAGGAGGCAAUUUCCACCAAAGUGUGCUUUCUCCCUGUGCAGACAUACAUAUAUAUAUGGUAUCUGUUGCUGUUUGUCAUGACCCUUCUUAUUGCUGUCCUUUGGCCCACAAAUGGGGUGCUCUUUCCGCACUAUCUUGGUGGAUUUCUGAGUAACAUAAGAAGUCUAAUUAGUUCUAGCUUUUCUGGAGGUGGGGAAAAGCUGAAAAGCGAAGAUGAGAUAUGUGAAUAUGAGGAGGUCUGGGAUGCAGAAGGAUCGAUGCACCUCAUAAAGAAAACCUUUAAAGUUUCUUCUACAUGCUCAAGCGAGAGCGCUUCAGUGGAACGGGGUAAUGCUGUCAUGCGGUCGGUUGCCAGAAAAUCUAAUGCAGAAGAGACGAAUGCCUCAAAUCCCGCAGAUGUGACUUUAUAUAUAGGAUCAGAUGCUGUGGUAAAAACACUGCCUCGGACAAACAAAUCAAAGACAAAGAUGGUAAUUAGGAGAGUGGUGCGGACAUUAAGUAUGGUUUCUCUUGUUGCAGCUUUUAAUAUCCCACUAUAUAUGAUGCUUCUUUUCAAAGAUUGGAUUGAUAAAUGAUGUACUUUUCAAAUAUGCCAGUGAUGCUGGCUUAGGUUAGGUACUUCCUAAUUCGGAUAAAUACGGACAAGACGUAAAAAUGAGCAGGCUUUAGCAGCUGUCGCCUUUUUCAUAUGUUCUAGGUGUUCAGUUGCUCUGUUGUUGUAAUUGUCAUUGUAGUUAUUGUUGUUGUAAUAUGUUAUCGUUGUUGUUUUUUUGACAUAUCCUGCACUUGAUCAAGUAAUUGGUACCAUUAAGGAUUUGAACAGAUGAAUGGUUUGUUUUACAUAACAUAAUGAUGCUUAUUCUGCCA